GGCGGCGGGCACCGAGUCACCAGGCACAACCGUGGGCUCCGAGUCAACUGGGAUGACCGCUGGCACUGGGUCAGACAUUGGAUCGUCUGGCUGGACAGCGGGCAUCGGGUCACCAGGCAUCAGGUCAUUUGGCUCGACAGCGGGCACCGCGUCAUCUGGCAAGGCAGUGGGCUCCGAGUCAACUGGUAUGACCGCGGGCACUGGGUCAGACAUUGGAUCGUCUGGCUGGACAGCGGGCACUGGGUCACCAGGCAUCAGGUCAUUUGGCUUGACAGCGGGCACCGCGUCAUCUGGCAAGGCAGUGGGCUCCGAGUCAACAGGCACGACAGUGAGCACCGGGUCAUCAGGUACCGGAUUGUCUGGCUCGACAGCAGCGGCAUCGGGUCACCAGGCAUCGGGUCAUUUGGCUCGACAGCGGGGCACCGGAUCAGGUACCGGAUCAUCUGGAUCAACAGCGGGCAUCGAGUCAACUGGCCUAAUAGGAUCGUCAGGCUGGAUCAGUUCAUCAUGCUGGGUAGAGAGGCAUCAGGCCGAGUAGAGGCUUCAGGCCGAGUAGAGGCUUCAGGCCGAGUAGAGGCAUCAGGCUGAA
Molecule: messenger RNA, 589 nt
Organism: Staurois parvus
Lineage: Eukaryota; Metazoa; Chordata; Amphibia; Anura; Ranidae
Source: the annotation of a GenBank genome assembly